AUGGAAAAGGUCUCCAUUCACGCCUUCUGGUUGUGCCCUCGAGCGCAGGCACUCUGGUCCACGCUGCUACUCAUACGCUACGGCGACCCCACCGCCAGACGAAUUGACUACAUUGGCCCCCUCCAAUCGACCGAACAAUCCCGACCCGCUUCCUGGAUGCUCCAAGCACCCCAGUGGACCGGUACGUCAUUCGACAACAUUGCCACCAAGGGUGGCUUCUCCUUCGAUCCCUUGGACUCCGCGUCCUUGGACGGAGCGAUGCGCCGCACUCCACCCAUGUCCCACUUUCAAGCCUUAGCUACGUACCACGCUCACCGCCGCCAUACGCUCCGUGCGUCCGUGUAUGAGGCCCUUGUCAAGCAAUGCCGACAAGCAAUACCUCGUUUCGUCCUGUUCGACGGCGCGGCUCGUAUGGACACCGAAUGUGGAGGAUCAGGAGCGAUCGCAAUGUCCCUCCACGCACCACUCCUCAGCGAGUAUGACGCCCAUUAUCUCUCCACCGCCACGACAAAUAACAUCGCAGAAUACGACGGCCUCGUACGAGCCCUCACCCUGGCAGCUACAAUGCGCCUCACUCAUGUCCAAGUCAAUGGGGAUAGCAACCUCCUAAUGAACCACAUGCGUGGCCUACAUCGUGUCCGCCACCCCGGGCUCCGCGACUUCUACAUUCAGGCACGAACCCUUGCUGCCCCGGAUGACUGCCGCGACUUCGGUACCCACGCAACCCGACGCCCCCUCUCCCCGAGCGAAAAAGCCACAUUUUACGACUACCUGGACCUGGACCUUCAACACCACCCAGGAUAA
Aphanomyces astaci is the source of this 804-nucleotide messenger RNA. RefSeq lists its product as hypothetical. The record is from RefSeq and is a predicted model, not a curated record. NCBI's taxonomy places the organism in Eukaryota, Oomycota, Saprolegniomycetes, Saprolegniales, Verrucalvaceae. The transcript is spliced from 5 exons. Gene Ontology annotation, molecular function: RNA-DNA hybrid ribonuclease activity; nucleic acid binding. The coding region runs from base 1 to 804 and encodes 267 amino acids.